AAAAGGGGUAAAAUUGUGGAGUGAGUUUUGUUGUUGUUGAGAAUGUUAGUGUUAAUGGAGGAUGUUACUGUUUCCCUUAUUUACUGCCUCCGUAACCCCACAGUGACCAUUAUAAUAUAGCUGAGGGAUGCCUUAAACCCCAGAGUAACCAUUGAGCCACCCCGGAGAUGCCUGUGACCCCAGAGUGAGAAAUAAGAGAGAGAAAUGCCUGUGGUACUGGACCGUCUACCCCUACCCAACCUGACCUGGUAUUCCGGGUUUAGCGUUUUAUUACUCUCCUGUUCGGUUUAUUACGCCGGUGUACAGGUCACGUUAAACCCCCACUGGAAGCAGAAGCUCCUAGAGAAGAACAAUGCCACUGGAGAUGAGGAAGAAGAGGUGUCAGUGUAUCAUGUCAGUGACCAGGACGGGUCAUCUCAGGAGCGUCAGAUGACCCCAUACCUCAUACCAGAGGUCAUCAGUUUCAUGUUUCAUGAGCCUCUCUGUAUCUGGACACUCAUCAACAUGGCAUAUUGUGUACUCAUCCUUUUGGGCACCUUAAUUCAGCGCUUGGUUUUCGGAGAGUUGCGAGUGUCGGAACAACAGCACAUAAAAGACAAGUUUUGGAAUUUCGUCUUUUACAAAUUCAUCUUUGUGUUCGGAGUGAUGAACGUUCAAGCAAUGGAUGAGGUUGUGCUCUGGUGUUCGUGGUUCAGCGUCUUGGGAUUUCUACACCUCUUGGCUCAACUUUGCAAAGAUCGCUUUGAAUAUUUGUCAUUCUCUGCAACAACUCCAUGUAGAACGCACGUGAGACUGCUGGGUCUGCUGGGCAUUAUAUUCACUAUAGCUUCCUUUUGCCUGCUUAUAUGUGUUGUUGUUGGCUGUCACUCGGGCAUUAAUACAUGUGCAUUUAUGGGAGCCGAGUGCAUACUUUUGGUAGUGCGAACCUUGCACGUGAUCACCCGGUAUUGUAUCUACCUCUGGGAUAUCACACAUGAAGGUUUAUGGGAAGAACGAGGACGCUAUGUGUACAUAACUGAGCUGGUGUACGAGCUUAGUGAGCUGGUGAUCGACAUGGUUCAUCACAUUCACAUGCUAGUAUGGGGUAACAUGUUCCUGACCAUGGCAUCACUUGUCAUAUGUAUGCAGCUGAGGCUUCUCUUCUAUCAGCUGCAGCACAAAAUCAAGUCGCACCGCAACUACCUUAGGGUUCUUCAACUUGUGAAUAUGUACCCUGAAGUGUGUGGUACAGACAUCUUAGUAGAAGAGAGUACAUGUGCCAUCUGCUGGGAACACUUGGAGAGUGGUCGCUGCCUUCCGUGUUCACACGUCUUUCAUGCUUCAUGUUUGCUGGCUUGGCUACACCAAGAUUUGUCAUGCCCAACGUGUAGACACAAGUUACACAAUCCUGAACAGGAUGAUUCAAGGUCACUGUCUACUUCACUGCUGGAUGGUUUUCUUCCUACAAGCGAAGAAAGCGGGAUUGGACAGGAAAAUGGAGUGGGAGACGUUGGCCGAGGAGGUGCAGGUGGCUUUCCUUCCCCUGCUGCUCCUGAAGGGUCCCCAGGCACGGCAGGGUGGCGCUAUGUAUCCUGGCUUCCCAGUUUCAGUGUCGAACAGAGUCAUACACAGCUGCCACGGCAUCACCAGGCCAAUUCACAACCAGCUUCAACUUCUCAAUUGGAUAACCUUGCCAGACAGGUACAGCAAAUGUUUCCUGACGUGUCAUAUUCACAUGUCUUGGAGGAUCUUCGACACACUCAUUCCUUAGAAAUAACAAUUGAUAAUAUAUUGGAGCAACGCUUGGUCAGUCCACCACCAAUGUUUACUUCUGAUGAUAGUCCAAGCAUAUUUUAUGAUGUUAAACAAGAUAAAGAGAAUAAACAACAAAGGAUGAAAGAAGAGGAUGAUGUAAAGGAAGAAGAGUAUUUUCAGGAUGGUCAGGCAGUAGCACUCUCCAGGCAGCAUGUAGCAACAACACUGGACUUCUUAGCUACCACAAACACCUCAGAAGACUCCAGUGAUACCGAGUCGGAAGGGAGUGGUUAUGGAAUUGGCUCGUGCGGUGCUGGCUGUCGUUUCAGUAAGUCCCCACAAGAGAGAGAACAAAUUUUGGCCCAGCGAAAGACUGCCUUGCUCAACCAGGCUCGCAAUCGCUUUGUUACUAGAUCAAGAAUUGGCUCGUAUAAGGAAGACAGUUCAUUGGUUGAGGAUGCUGAAUGUUUGGGAAACUCCUGAGGUGAUGAAUUUUUAAAAAGUUGCCAUAAAUUGCUAUAUUGUUAUUGUCAGAGGAACUUGGUCUUUGACAAUGAAGAUUUAUCUGAUUAUUUUUUGUACAUUAUUGAAUUGAAAGUGAAAUUUAAUUCAUUAAUGUAUUGUACUAUUUUUAUGCUUAUUUUGGUUGUUAAGAAAAAGUUUAGUAGAGUAACACCAUACUGAAUACAAUACAGUAAUAUAAUUACUUGACCGAUGUGCUUGUUGUAAAGUAUAUAAACGUCAGUUACUGCUUAUAAAAUUUUAAACGCCAAAUAGGCAAUGUGAUACAAGAAGGUCAGUAGAUGGAUGAAGAGGUAUAUGGUACUAAUCACACACACACACAAUAUAUAUAUAUGUAAUACAGUAGGGCCAACAACUUACGACAGUGAAUUUCUGAAAAUCGUUUAUAACUACAGUACUAUAGUGUUCAGAACUCUGACCCUAGACACCCAUGUUAUUAUCAGAGAUGUGUCCCGUAGCUAUAAUAUUCAGUAUCUAAUAUCUUUUAUUUUUAACCAAGAAUAUUUAUCGACUAUUUGACAUUCAGUACAGCUCCAUUUCACUUAUAAAUAAUAUAUAUAUGUUAAACAGACCAGAGCUACAAUACAGAAGUGUAGGGGUUGGCAGCACGUGGACUGUUUCACGCACUCUCACUGUCCUAUUGACUCCCAUCCUCUGUCAUAUCUAACACAAUACUCUGUUCAGUAAAAGGAUACAAAUGCAACACUUUAUUGUGGUAACGUUUCUCUCUCCAGAGGUGAAACGGCUUGACAAAGCUCCUGGAGAGUGAAACAUUGCCACACUAAAAUGUCACAUUAGUGUCCUUUUACUAAACAUAUUGUCGGUAAUUCUACCAAUAUUAAUACUCUUUACAUGUGCUCUCUGCUUCUAACUCUUGUGGAUAAGUAUGUGAUAUAAGAGGACUGGGGUGACAGGUGUAGGAGUGGGCAACAGCUGGACUUUCCUUCUUCUCUUGUAUUAUGUCUAACACAAUACUCUUUAAAUCUGCUUAUGACUUCCUCAUUGUUAUAGUAAGGGUUAGUGUACCUGGGUAUAGCCUGAGGUCCUCUUCUUCACCCAUAGACAAGUCCAUUAGGUAGGCAGCAGCUGCCCCCCACUGCAUUUAUGAGCAUAAUAAACCCAGUUCACUUUGGCAUCGUGAUUACUUAAUUUUCAGUUCUUUACCAAAAAAAACUCUCCACAAGACAUUCAAAGAACAUAAACUAAUGCAUUUUAUAAAUAUUAUCCAAGGAACAAACAAGAAAGUUGUGAAUAUUAAAUAUGUAUUGAGGGAGUGUGCUAAACACUUAGGGGAUUAAAUCUGUAGUUCUUAGCCAGUUUCUGCCAAACAAAUGUGAGCUCUCUAUACAUGCACAAAUAUUAAUGCAUUUGGUACAAAAUAAAAUAUUUCUAAACAUUUGCAAUGAUUGUAACUGCAUUUAUAAGUGUUUAUUUGAUUCCAAAGUGUGAUAUGUUGUAAGUUGGGGCUCUACUCUAUAUCAGGGAUGGGGUAAUUUAUCAUGUGAUUGACCUUCAUAUUGGUCUAUUAUCGCACAAAUUAUAUAUACAUCAUCACUGCUUUUCCUUGAUAGGCUUUGCUCUAUUAGUUUUAUGUAGAUAAUUUUUUGAAUAAAAUGCACAUAAUGGUAAAGUGUUUAUUAACUUUGUUGAAUAUUAUUUUGCACUGAAUUUGGAAAGGUUGUCACUCUAGUCCUGUGAUUUAAUUAUUACAAUCCUAAGUGCUAAACCCUUGAGGGUCAUAAAGCACUACCACAUGAUUUAAUAUAUCUUAUUUUAAGAUGGAACUUGUAAUAAAGAUUUUUGAUUUGCCAGUAUUAAUGGAAAGAUAAAUAUAUUUGAAUAACUAGGAAAAAAAUAUAAUUCAUAUUUGUUAAAAAGGUAUUAAGAGAAUUGUUGAACUAAGGAGACUGUUGAAAGUUAGUCCAUUAUUAUUACCCAAAUAAAGAAAUUUUACAUA
Cherax quadricarinatus is the source of this 4213-nucleotide messenger RNA. Its product is annotated as E3 ubiquitin-protein ligase AMFR. Gene Ontology annotation, cellular component: ubiquitin ligase complex; endoplasmic reticulum; cytosol. The record is from RefSeq and is a predicted model, not a curated record. Gene Ontology annotation, molecular function: ubiquitin protein ligase activity; ubiquitin binding. Gene Ontology annotation, biological process: endoplasmic reticulum unfolded protein response; protein K48-linked ubiquitination; ubiquitin-dependent protein catabolic process. Lineage: Eukaryota; Metazoa; Arthropoda; Malacostraca; Decapoda; Parastacidae.